AUGCCCACCGUUCGCACCGUUAGUGGAUUCAAUAAACGCCUCGAGGCGGCCAAAAAUAAGGUGGUCGUGCUGGACUUUUAUGCGAGGAACAGCAAGCCCUGCCAGGACAUUGACCAGCUGGUGCAAACUCUCGAAUAUAAAUACGCCAGCAAGGCGAUUAUCAUUAAAGUGAACGUCGAUAAAUUUGACGAACUUGUAGAUGAAUACAGGGUGCGCAGCAUGCCAACAUUUGUCUUCCUCAAGUGCAACCACAACGUGGCCAAAAUCAUUGGCGCCGACGAGCACAAACUGACCCGCAUGAUGGCCGAAAUGUGCGAAACUGAAUGA
Drosophila virilis is the source of this 327-nucleotide messenger RNA. RefSeq names its product thioredoxin-1. The record is from RefSeq and is a predicted model, not a curated record. NCBI's taxonomy places the organism in Eukaryota, Metazoa, Arthropoda, Insecta, Diptera, Drosophilidae.